Tremella mesenterica DSM 1558 is the source of this 666-nucleotide messenger RNA. RefSeq lists its product as uncharacterized. The record is from RefSeq and is a predicted model, not a curated record. NCBI's taxonomy places the organism in Eukaryota, Fungi, Basidiomycota, Tremellomycetes, Tremellales, Tremellaceae. The coding region runs from base 1 to 666 and encodes 221 amino acids. The transcript is spliced from 9 exons. Gene Ontology annotation, biological process: cellular response to oxidative stress; cellular response to carbon dioxide. Gene Ontology annotation, molecular function: zinc ion binding; carbonate dehydratase activity.
AUGGCACAAUCUUCCCUUGACUAUCCGGAGAUGAGAGAACUCUUCGAACGGAACGCAGCUUGGUCAGCGACCGUUAGGAAACGUGAUCCUGGUUUCUUCCCUCGACACUACCCCGGUCAACGUCCUGAAAUCCUCUGGAUAGGAUGCUCAGACGCUAGAGUACCCGAAACUACCAUCAUGGGCUGCGAUCCCGGCGAUAUCUUUUGCGUUCGAAAUAUCGCAAAUAUGUAUUCUCCGAAAGACGACAGUGUCAAUGGUGUCAUGAUGAUCGCUUUGCAGAAUUUCAAGGUCAAACAUAUUGUCGUCACUGGGCAUACCAAUUGCGUAGGAUGUCAACAAGCUCUCAACGUCACCAAAUUACCCGCCGUAGCCCCUACGACACCUUUGCAGAGGUACAUCCAACCUCUGGCCACGUUGGCACGUACGCUAUACACACCAGAUGGUCCACCCACGUUGGAUUUAUUGGUAGAAGAGAAUGUCGUACAGCAGGUCAAAAACCUAUUGGAAUCAGACGUCAUAAAAAAUGACUGGAAACGCCGUGGACCUCAGGGUGUCGUCAUCCACGGUUGGGUCUAUCACCUUGAAGAUGGAACCAUCCGAGAUCUCAACAUCUCUCAAGGUCCUCCCGGCAGUGUGCCAGGUCAGAAAGCAGAAGCUUUCUUCUGA